This is a messenger RNA of Emiliania huxleyi CCMP1516, 1029 nucleotides long. RefSeq lists its product as hypothetical. Lineage: Eukaryota; Haptophyta; Isochrysidales; Noelaerhabdaceae. The record is from RefSeq and is a predicted model, not a curated record. The coding region runs from base 1 to 1029 and encodes 342 amino acids. The transcript has 5 exons.
AUGGUACGGGACCCCUCGAUCGUCUCGCCCUCCCUCACUGGCAGCACCACCGGCGGCGCCUCGCCGCGAGACGUCGCGCCGGACUACUCGACACGAGUCUGGCGGUCCGUGCUUCCCGCCGCUGCGAUCCCGCGCCUCGCCGAGGAUUGCGCCUCCGCGUACCUCAAAGUCAAGACGACGACGCGUAAUCGCGGCAUCGAGUACGAGACGAACGCAACCUACUGGAUCGGAGCCUCAUGCGCGCCGAGGACUGCGCUCGAGGCGGUGGCGCUCGACAUCUUCCGGCACCACUCGCGCGGUGUGCGGUUCGACGCCUCCUCGUCUGGCGCCGAGUGGUGGACGCAGGUCGUCGAUGAGGAGCUCGACAUCCCCUUCCACUGGGACAGAGACUACGAGCUGCAGAAGGAGGAGGGCGUCUGCCUGCAUCCGCACGUCGCCUCCGUCACCUACCUCACCGGCCUCGGCGGAGCUCCCACGCUCGUGCUGCCCGUCGCCUCGCCCGUGCUCGCUGCCGAUCUGCCGGCAGCCUGUGCAGGGAGGGUCCGAUCAGCCUCGGCUUGCCACCCGGCCGCGGGAUUCCACCUCUCGUUCGACGGGCGGCUGCUGCACGGCGCCCCGGCGGCGCUCAGCGGCGGCCGGCUGGAGGGGAAGCGGGUGACGCUCCUGGUCAACGUGUGGCUCAACUGGAAGCCUGGCGGCGCCGACCCGCUGCACGAGGAGGUUGCGCGCACUCUCUCCGCGGCGAGCGUGCCGCUGUCGUGGCGGCAUCCGUGCGAGCCGAGCGCGCGGCGGCUGGGGAAGAGGGCGAGAGGGGACGGGAGGACGCCGAGCGAGGGGGGCGAGGGCGGUGCGCACGAGUGGACGCUGCGGGGCUACGGGAGGGAUGCGGAGAGCGAGGGGGCGGGCAUGGCCCUCACCCUCCCGGUCUCGGAGCACUGGACGCGCGGCGAGGCGGGCGGGCUGGUGUCGUUUAGCUGGGGAGGAGGGGUUAAGGCGGUGCUAGCGAGUCGAAACAUGUGCAUAGCGUGA